Carica papaya (papaya) is the source of this 303-nucleotide messenger RNA. Lineage: Eukaryota; Viridiplantae; Streptophyta; Magnoliopsida; Brassicales; Caricaceae. The record is from RefSeq and is a predicted model, not a curated record.
GGAGUCAUCCAUGUGAUAGAAGAAGAACCAUCAGCGAGUAUCAGCCUUUUAUUCCCGGCAAUUGAUUUUUCACUGAUAGAAAACAAUGAGGACAUCCUGUGGGAGCCGGACAUCAGAGAAACGAACGAACAUCUUGCAGCAAGGGGAGUGAGCUUUAUGAAUUGGUUGUGGACUCGGAAAGAGAAGGAAAUUGCAGUUGUUACCCACAGUGGUUUCCUGUAUCAUACAUUAAAUUCUUUCGGGAAUGAUUGUCAUCCAUCUGUGAAGAAUGAGAUCUCCACACAGUGAGUUCUGCUUGACUAA